Molecule: messenger RNA, 541 nt
Organism: Archocentrus centrarchus (flier cichlid)
Lineage: Eukaryota; Metazoa; Chordata; Actinopteri; Cichliformes; Cichlidae
Gene: romo1
Product: reactive oxygen species modulator 1
Exons: 3
Coding region: 160-399 (79 amino acids)
Biological process (GO): protein insertion into mitochondrial inner membrane; protein import into mitochondrial matrix
Cellular component (GO): TIM23 mitochondrial import inner membrane translocase complex
Source: RefSeq, a predicted model, not a curated record
UUACCGUAGCUCUUUCUGACCUUCCUCUACCGUUUCCUUCUUCCUCUAUCCGGUUAUGGAGGGCUGAUGAAAGGCAUUUAAACGCAGCUGCGCUCAGAGACGCGAGAAAGCCGAAGUAGCAAAGCUAAAAACAGGCCUACGUUAAACACAUAAUCAAAGAUGCCGGUGGCUGUAGGCCCGUAUGGCCAGACCCAGCCCAACUGUUUUGAUCGGGUCAAAAUGGGCUUCAUGAUGGGGUUUGCUGUAGGAAUGGCUGCUGGUGCCAUGUUUGGCACGUUCUCCUGUCUCAGGAUCGGCAUGCGUGGCAGGGAGCUGAUGGGAGGAGUAGGAAAGACCAUGAUGCAGAGUGGAGGGACUUUCGGCACGUUUAUGGCCAUUGGGAUGGGCAUUCGAUGCUGAAGACAACAGGAGAAGACCUCCAUAUUCAACCGUGGGACUUUUCAGAUUAUCGGUCACAGCUUUCUGUCUGUUUAGCGCUGCCAUGCCCUCAACCUGCAGUCAGUCUGGUUUUGUCAAUAAAAGUUCAGAUUUGUGAAAUGGG